Messenger RNA from Eimeria mitis, 201 nucleotides. RefSeq names its product ATP-binding cassette sub-family F member 1, putative. The record is from RefSeq and is a predicted model, not a curated record. Bases 1 to 201 code for a protein of 66 amino acids. The transcript is spliced from 2 exons. NCBI's taxonomy places the organism in Eukaryota, Apicomplexa, Conoidasida, Eucoccidiorida, Eimeriidae.
AUGGUUAAUUAUAAUACCCCCGUUCUAGAUGGAGACUCUGCUGCAGCAGAAGCAGCAAGACAGCAGCAGCAGCAGCAGCAGCGGAAGCAGCAGCAGCGCGAGAAGCAGCUGCGUCUGCUGCAAGAGUGGGAGAAGAACAAACCUCCGCUGCCUCCGCCGCAGAAACGCCAUGGAGAUGUUCAGCUCAAACGCAGCGGUUAG